AUUGCGAGGACGUUCCCGCACCAGCAUAGAUACCCGCGAUUCUCCGCGAUUUUGAAUUGUUUCACCUGUCAACAGCGAAAAAACCGAGUUACGAAAUGGACAGUUUCUUUCGUAGAUUGUUUCGAUUUUUCCCGUGAUGAAGAUUGUUUUAUCGGUCGUUUGAUGUGUUUAUAUUGUUCAUCCUCGAAUGGCGUUGUAAAUUAUUAACAUUGACCGACUAUCAUUAGUGCGCGGUUUGUUUUGAUCGAUAAUAGGGAUUCCUUUUUUUCUGUUGUGGAUGUGGAAAAAUUUCGAGGUACGAGGAUAUAAGCUGGUGUUGCUUUGUUUGGUGUAACAUGGUACCCCCCGCGUCCCUACCCGCCACCUCAGACCUGCUCCCGUCACUGACGGCCCCGGACGGGUGCCAGGGCCUGACAGCGGUCACGUGCGCUCGUGCGCUUGCGCGAUGAACCGUCCCCGCCGUCGAGGAGGUGGCGGUGGAGCGGCGGUGUUGCCGGUGUUGCCGGUGCUGGUGCGCGGCGAUCGCUCAUGGCUGCGGCGCCCCUGCCCCCCACGGCGGUGCGGGUGCAUUUCGAGGUCGGGACGCGACUGGAGAGCGCCGUCUUCAAGGCCGACACGGCCCCUGAACAGAUCAAAGAUUUAUUCAGAGUAGCUGCAGAGGCAAGUCCUCGAGAUAUUCUGAAGCUGUACAACAUUGAAGGGCAGCUACUGAAUAUUAGUGCUGAUCUUCCCCCCAAUUCACAGGACAGGCCUUACACCCUUCAGGUGGUGGCCGCCAACGGCAUGGCGAUGCUUCGCGAGUCCACCGGGUCCGACCUCGAGGCGCUGGAGGCCAGAGUGUCGGCCAUUGAGCGGCAGCUGCGCUGCGAGCUGCCUCUGCCGGCCCAGGUGCACGAGCUGCAGAAGGAGGUCGACGGCUUCAAGGAGAGGCUGGAGACCAGCGAGAGUCUGAGCUGGCUUGGAUUCUACAAACAGCUGCCUGAGCCUGUUUCUAGCGAAGAAUGUCGUCGUCUUCAGUACAGACGGAAAAGCGAUUCGGUGAAGAAACGGGUGAAACAGAAUUUUGCGAAUAUUUGUGACGCUCAAGUGUCCGACAACAUCCGGCAAUGGCUGCGAACGCCGACCUUCGACGCUCGACCUUGGGAGGACGAGGAGCUGCUCCUCCUCCUCCAGCAGAUGUACCUCGAUCACGACCUCUGCUCGAAGUUCGCCAUCGACAUCACGACGCUGAGGAGCUUCCUCUACGAGGCGUACAAGAACUACAACGACGUGCCAUUCCACAAUUUCCGGCACUGCUUCUGCGUCACACAAAUGUUGUACGCUAUCUCAUGGUGCGUCGAUCUACCCUCUAAGAUCGGCGAUCUGGAGGUCCUCAUCCUCUUGACCUCCUGCAUCUGCCACGAUCUGGAUCAUCCCGGGUACAACAACAUCUACCAGAUCAAUGCCAAGACCGAGCUGGCCAUCAGGUACAACGACAUAUCGCCCUUGGAAAAUCACCAUUGCAGUGUGGCGUUCCGGUUAUUGGAGAACGAAGACUGCAACAUCUUCAAGUCGUUCUGCAGCGAUGACUUCAAGCAAGUCAGAGAGGGCAUGAUCAGGUGUAUACUGGCCACAGAUAUGGCUAGGCACAAUGAAAUACUCACCAACUUCAAAGAUAUCACUCCCACGUUCAAUUAUGAUGACAAGGCACACGUCAAUUUGUUAUGCAUGGUCCUAAUAAAAGUGUCAGACAUAUCCAACGAAGCCCGGCCUAUGGACAUCGCCGAGCCGUGGCUGGACAAGCUGCUGCAGGAGUUCUUCAAGCAGAGCGACGCGGAGAAACUGGAAGGGCUCCCUGUCACGCCCUUCAUGGACAGGGAGAAGAUCACGAAGCCGUCGUCGCAAUGCUCGUUCAUCGGGUUCGUGCUGCUGCCGCUGUUCGAGGCGCUGGGCGACCUCUUCUUGGAGCUGCAGGAUCUGAUUGUCCAGCCGGUUCGCGAUGCUCUCGACUAUUACCGACGACUCAAUGAAGCAACGAGGGAGGAGAGACUGCACCGCAAAAGCAUCGUAGAAUUAGUCGACCACCAGCACAGUCCGACGACUCAGAGCCCGGACAGCGGCAACGCCCUGUCCAAGUCCAAUUCCAGUGCCAACAUCAAGAUGAAGAAGAGCUUGAGCUUCCAACAAACCCGGUCCAGAUCCCGUUCGACUGAUGAAGAAACCACAGAGACCGAGGGCGUCGCCAUACUAGGCGAAGGCCAAAGCCUCGAGGACGUGCAAGAAGACCCCGAGAGCGGCGACUCCGAAGAAACGGCCAACGAAGUCGAAGUAUCCGAAAAGACGCUCAAGUUCAAGAUAUCCACCGAAAGCAGCCUACCAAGCACGGGCCGCAAAAGCUACCCCGGCUCCAGAAAGGGUAGCAGAGAGCGAGUCCAACAUUUGAACCAUUCGGAGAUCGCCAGAAUGGUCCAGAAGGGCAAGCUCAGGUGCGGCGGGGGGCUGAGCUUCGACCAGCACUGCCUAGUCGGCAACAAGAAGCUCUCCUUCGAUCCCCCGGAGUUCUUGAACGAGUACUCCCAGACGCUGAAGAAGAAGUUCGAAGAGAGGCUGGCCAACCAAUCCGACAACUCUGAAGACGAACAGGACGAGGGAGAGUGCGUGAUGUCUAAGGAAACCCUGAACCUCAACAAGAGAAACUCCGAGCAUUCCGAGAAGAAGAGCAUCCUCAAGGGCUUCAGCAACGCGGAGAAGCUGAAGAUGAACAACUGCUCGAGGACGACAGAAGACGCGGAAGAUGAACCGCCAAAGUGUCCGAACAAUACCAGAGAGAACAGCGUGAAGACCCAACAAAGUGACAGUGCAGUGAAGCAAGACGAAGUGCAAGUGCCAGUGUCGGUGGAAACGAAAAGUUCCCGUUCGCUCUAUUCGCGUUUCCGGUAUUUUGCGGAUCGAUUCGGCAUAUCAGCGGACUACAAAGUGAAGAACAACAACAACCACCGCCACCGCAAAGACAAGAAGCCGGUGGCGGUGGUGGAUUGCAAGAAGGCGAGCACGCUGCCGAAGACCAAGGGGGCCAACAAGAAGGGCUGGAAGGCUUUGUUGGGCAAGGGCAAGGAUUGGUCCUCCGAUGCCGAUGCGGAUAGCUUCGAAGAGGAGAACCGGUCGCUGCCGUCCACGUCGCGGAGCAACUGCGCCAGUCCGAAAUUCAGCGGUCUCAAGGGUGGCGCAACUCCACAAACUUCCCCCAGUAAGAGACACUCUUCCAGCAAAAUCGACAAGGUCAACUCCCUGAUCCAGGGCAACUCCUUGAACAAGGAGAACUCCUCGAGCAAGCAGAACUCCGUGGGCAACGACAACUCCUUGGGUAACGACAUCAACGUGGUGGACAAGUGCAUCGCCAAGUUGCAGCAGAUGGCGACUGAGGAGUCGGUGACCUUGAAGGAUUCGAUGACCUUGAAAGAGGCCGACCCCAGCCCGAUUUGACAAGAGGUGAAUCCCCCCGAGGCGGAGUGCUUCACUAGGUAUAUUUUCUGCAGAUGCUGUAAAUACGGGUCGAACGCUAGGGAAAAUGUGUAGGUUUGCAGAGUUUACAUGAGUUGGGGGAAUUUUGAGUGUGGUUUAAUUCUAAGAGGGUGAGUGACUGAGCGUCUCCAAAGCAAUUG
This is a messenger RNA of Phaedon cochleariae (mustard beetle), 3641 nucleotides long. The record is from the annotation of a GenBank genome assembly. NCBI's taxonomy places the organism in Eukaryota, Metazoa, Arthropoda, Insecta, Coleoptera, Chrysomelidae.